This is a messenger RNA of Eucalyptus grandis, 1084 nucleotides long. RefSeq names its product protein yippee-like At5g53940. Bases 439 to 708 code for a protein of 89 amino acids. The record is from RefSeq and is a predicted model, not a curated record. Gene Ontology annotation, cellular component: ubiquitin ligase complex. The transcript is spliced from 5 exons. Lineage: Eukaryota; Viridiplantae; Streptophyta; Magnoliopsida; Myrtales; Myrtaceae.
UAGAAAGACAUGCCUGCCUCAAAUAGUUACCACUCAAGAUCCAUAUUUGUGCAUCUAAAACAAUCUGUUUGCAGAAAGAUAUUUACAAAAAUGAAAAUGGCACAACAUGUUUUUAAGAUUUUCUUUCAGUUCAUAGUCCAUUCUUGCCAUCAGUCUGCACUGAAAAUAUGCAUGCAUGAUUCUCUUCAAACCUAAGAUACAUGGGAUUAUAUUUUUGGAUGUCUUCUACUACGACUGAGAGAAAUCCCGUUUUUCAUUUUCUGUUAUAUAAUUUAGCUUUGAUGUACCUUAUCUGUGAUUCUCUUCAAUAUUUGUCCCUAACUUUGCUCCAUUGGUAUCUAUAGUCCUUUGCUUUGCCAUGAGGGAAAGGCAUUCUUUUUCAGAAAUGUGGUGAAUAUAACAUUUGAAGCUGAAGAGGAAAGACUGUUGACUACUGGUAUGCACACUGUUCAAGAUAUUUGCUGUUCCUGCUGUGUGCAAAGCCUUGGUUGGAAGUAUGUUGCUGCACAUAACAAAAACCAAAAGUACAAGGAAGGGAAAUUCAUUCUCAUAAGAUCAAAAAUCAUGGAGGAGGGCGAACAGGAUUUUUGGAAGCCCACGCCAUUUCAAGCAAUGGAGAGAGCGAGGAGGUUGCAGAUAAUAGCAGUUUGGAAGUCCACCUCAGUUCAAACGAUGGAGAGAAUGCAUGGGCAAGAGAAGACUAGAUGAAGAUGGGGCGAACAAUUUUCAAGUAAUUUGGACCGUUCUUUAAGAGCAUUCAUUUGAUGUUAGUAUUUUAAGUUCUGUGUUACUUUGUCUACUGGAUAGAAUUGGAUUGCCAAGAUCCAUGUAGAAAGCCGUCAGAUGUUGACCAUUGAUGAAAGUGGCACAACUUUUAAUUUGGGAAACUUAAUAUGCAUCCUUGGAGCCGUCACACUUGUAUUGCUUUUCAUUACCUAGAGCACACCUGUUUCAGAUGUAAUGUUUAGAACCAACUCUCACUCUAUAUCAUCAUCUGAGAGGGCUGUUUUAAUCAUUUUCUACAGUUAAUGUGAGUUUUGUCUUCAUAUUGACCAGAACGCUUCUAUUGGAUCGGAGUUACGUC